CUUGGUGUUCUUCACUGAAAAUCUACACUAUCAGUGUGUUUGUGUUCUAGAACUACAAGUGGUCUUCUAGCAUUAUUUAAAAAGAUAAAGACGUUAAUCUGAAUUAGCGCGACAGGAUUGAGAUGUUACAGUUUAGGGCUUCACUUGUGCUGAAGGAGUUGUUUCAAACCAGCCCAAAGCGUUUGUUUUCUGACAUUAUAGGGCACAAGAAGACUUUCCCAAAAGCGUACAUCUACAGCGCUGCUUAUCCGGCUGGUAGAAUAUCUAAAUUAAAGUCUGGCUGCAAUGGAAGACCUUUCUUUCUGCCUUUAGCUGGGAGAAGAUUCCUAUGUACAAAGACCGAAGGAUCAAUUGACUCUACGGAACCGGUGAAGAAAGAUGAGUCCGUCCAAGAAGCGACGGCAGACAGGAGAAGGAAGGCUGGCAUCAUGCCCAGCUUGGAAGACCUGCUGUUUUACAGUAUUGCUGAAGGCCAGGAGAGGAUCCCAGCUCACAAAUUCAUUACCGCACUGAAGGCCACUGGACUUCGAACAGGAGAUCCACGUCUAAAGGAAUGUAUGGACAUGUUGAAGGUCACCCUCAAAUCCACAUCAGAUGGUGUAAUGCUGGACCGACACCUGUUCAAAAAGUGUGUCCAAAGCAACAUUGUUCUCCUAACACAGGCCUUCCGGAAGAAAUUUGUCAUCCCUGAUUUCCAGCCUUUUGCCUCCAAUAUUGAUGCACUUUAUGAGAAGGCCAGAAAUCUCUCCGGGGGGCUGGUUGCUGACUACAUUCCCCAACUUGCCAAAUUCAGCCCAGAUCUUUGGGCCGUUUCCCUUUGCACAGUCGAUGGACAAAGACACACAGUGGGUGACACUAAAGUGCCAUUUUGCCUGCAGUCGUGCGUGAAGCCGCUCAAGUACGCUAUUGCCGUGCAUGACCACGGCACUGAAUAUGUGCACCGAUUCAUUGGGAAAGAGCCCAGCGGCUUACGCUUCAACAAGCUCUUCCUGGAUGAGGACGACAAACCCCAUAAUCCAAUGGUGAAUGCUGGUGCAAUUGUGUGCACCUCUCUUAUCAAGCAGGGGGCAAGCAAUGCUGAGAAGUUUGAUUAUAUGAUGAACUUCUUAAAGAAGAUGGCAGGAAAUGAAUAUGUUGGUUUCAGCAAUGCCACAUUCCAGUCGGAGCGUGAGUCAGGAGACAGGAAUUUCGCUAUUGGCUAUUACCUGAAAGAGAAGAAGUGCUUUCCAGAUGGUACAGACAUGACUGGUGUUCUGGACCUCUACUUUCAGCUGUGCUCCAUCGAGGUAACGUGUGAGAGCGCUAGCGUCAUGGCUGCCACAUUGGCCAACGGCGGCUUCUGUCCAAUCACAGGCGAGCGUGUGCUGAGCCCCGAGUCCGUGCGAGACACCCUCAGCCUCAUGCACUCCUGUGGCAUGUAUGACUUCUCCGGACAGUUCGCCUUCCAUGUGGGUCUACCAGCCAAGUCAGGUGUAUCUGGCGGCAUUCUGCUGGUUGUGCCCAAUGUGAUGGGCAUCAUGUGCUGGUCUCCUCCAUUGGACAAACUCGGCAACAGUGUCCGGGGCAUCCAGUUCUGUACGGAUCUGGUGUCCUUGUUCAACUUCCACAACUACGACAACCUGAGGCACUUCGCCAAGAAGCUCGAUCCUCGCAGAGAGGGAGGGGAACAGCGGCAGUACUCCUUCGGACCCCUGGAUUACGAGAGCCUUCAGAAAGAGCUGGUUCUCAAAGACACUAUGUGGACAAAAGUCUCGCCCACUGAGUGCAAUGAGGACCACUCCACUACUGUAGUCUAUAGGAUGGAGAAUAUCGAAGAAGGCUUCUAAAACGGACCUGACUUACCUCGGCGAGCUCUUUGACAGUAUAUAUUUACAUAUUUGAACAGUUAUUUAUUUUCAAUGAAUCUCAUUCUGCGCACAUGUUAGUUCUUCACCAGUCUCGGUGAAUAUGACUCAGUAUGGUAGAGGAUAUGUCUAAAGUCUUAGAUCUUGGCUUGUGUUUAUCUUUCUGUGCUAAUGCUUAAAGGCACAGCGGAGGGUUUUAUUCUUCAUGUGGACGUUAGCUGCAGUGGGAUUUAUGGUCAUAGACCUGCAGGUGUUUUUUUGGUGGAUGUUGAGGACUGGCUGCUGAUCAGAGACUACAGGUGGUUCUGUGUUGCUCUAUGAUUGAAUGUUGUGGUCAUGCAUAAUGAACCGAGUCUUCAGAGAGGCCUUUAACUUAGUGUCAUGAGCAUAUGGACAUCUUCUGAAAUUGUUUGUUAUAGGUGACUUGGGCGGGAAAGCGUGACCUUCAUUUAAAAAUAUUUUUUUUUAAUUCUGACAUUAUUUAUUCACCCUCACGUUGUUUUAGCCUUGUAUGUUGCUGCUGUUUCUAUGGAAUACAAAAAUAUUUUUAAAGAAUUUUCAUGACAAUUAUUUUUUUUUACUAUAUUCCAUAUAAAAUAUCGUAAAAUAAAUAACCAUAAAAAUGGUCCAUCUGACUAUAUUUCUAAAGUCUUCUGAAGCCAUAUACUAGCUUUUUGUUAUUAUCAAUCUCUAUCAUUGAAUAAUAGUGAUUCCAGUCUGUUCCUAACACAACGCUGUUACAUAAUUGACCAGUCAAUGAAAGCAAUAGUACACCCAAAAAUGAAUAUUUGGACAUUUACUCUUUCUGACCCCGUAUGAUCAUGAUGUUGUUACAAUCAUUUUAAUUCUACCUUUACAUAUGUAAUAAAAAAACGUUUACAAAAUCCAUGAAAUUACCAUAAAAAUUGUCCAUCUGAUUAUAAUGAAAGUUUUCUGAAGCCAUAUACUUGCUUUUAUAAGGUAAAAGAUGAAAAUUGAAGUUACCGAAAAUGACAUUUGUUGCAAAUUUUGAAUCUGAAUUCAAAUGCAUUAUCAUUAAAUUACAUCAAAAAUUCAGUCUGUUCUUCACAUAAAGCUAUUGUAUGGCUUUAAAAAAUUAGACUUGGAAUAUACAGUUAUAUGGACCAUUUCUAUAAGUGAUGUGUGACCCAUACCCCAUUUGUCCUCUGCAUAUGGCAUACAACAUAAAGGUGAAGUAUUGUUUUCCAUUUUGGCUGAACUAUUCCCUUGUUACUGGUCCCUUGACACAGUGGUAUUUCAUUGCAAGUGUAAGGUUAAAAGGGUCCUCAUGUUGCAUAUGGGUUAUUCAUUUUUAGGUUAGUCACUAUUGCUUGUCUUGGUGUCUGCGCGUCCUGAGAGGACUGUUGUAAUGUGCAGUGUUUGCAUCAUAGAGCCGCACUAGUACUGCUCAGCAGCCACUUAAAGUCUGCUCUUAGACCGUCUUUGCAGUGAAAUCAAUAUGUUACAAACCUUCCACUCUUCCACCUACCCUUAGUUACACUUCUGUCUGUAUAUUCUCAUAUAUUAUAGAAACAUUUAUGCACCUUAUUGACAGUUCAAAAUGUUGGUUCAUAUCAAACUAAGCUUCGAUAAGCUUCUGAAGUGGUUUCAUCGGUGAAAAGAUGCUGCCCUUAUCGGGAAUAUAUUAUAAAGUAUUACCUGAUUUUGUUUUAUAUUUGUUGCAAAAAUGUUUUAAAUAUAAAUGUUCACUUUAUUUUUGCAUGAUUUGCUUUGCUUUCACAGGUUUGUAUAUUUCUGGUUUUGUUGCUUAGUUUCACAAGUUUUGUGUUUGUGUAUUUGUAUCCUAAUUUUCAUGUCUUGUGUUUGUGCUUCUUUAGUGGAGAAGUGUUUCUCAUGCUCACUGACAGCUUUAACAGUCAAAAUCUAAAAUAUGAGUUGAUUACAGUCUGGCUUGAGGAAGCAGCUCGCUCUGAUUACUUGAACAGCUGUCAAAUGCUUCAUCACUAUAUUUUAUCAUCUGAUUUUACACUGUCAUGACAGUUCUGUUUAUUUUCUCUUUUUUUCUCAUCGUGUAUUUGUCUUUUUCUGUAUCAUUAAUAAAUGUAUUUAAUCGCA
Molecule: messenger RNA, 3920 nt
Organism: Carassius gibelio (silver crucian carp)
Lineage: Eukaryota; Metazoa; Chordata; Actinopteri; Cypriniformes; Cyprinidae
Product: glutaminase kidney isoform, mitochondrial
Exons: 15
Coding region: 123-1826 (567 amino acids)
Biological process (GO): L-glutamine catabolic process
Molecular function (GO): protein binding; glutaminase activity
Source: RefSeq, a predicted model, not a curated record